AUGCUCCUCGACGGCAGCAUGGAGUGCCCGAUUGCCAGUUGCGAAACGGAGCUCCCGAGCUCUUCUUUUGAGUAUGACUGGGCCGUAUGUCUCCGGGAUGAACAGCAAGAGAAUCGCCCACAGCACAGCACCGGGAAUGAAUACCGCGAUGCCUCUUUCAAUGGGAAGGAAGAGGUCAACGAGUGCGCCGCCGACAAUGGCCAAAGGAGCCGCGCCUCCGAAACCGAUAACGAACCUGCAUAUCAAUAUCGUCUCGACGUUUGUUGCGACUGCAACUGGUAUGUUGAAAACGCAGAAGACGAGGAGUCCCAGUAG
This is a messenger RNA of Colletotrichum costaricense, 315 nucleotides long. RefSeq lists its product as uncharacterized. The transcript is spliced from 2 exons. The record is from RefSeq and is a predicted model, not a curated record. NCBI's taxonomy places the organism in Eukaryota, Fungi, Ascomycota, Sordariomycetes, Glomerellales, Glomerellaceae. The coding region runs from base 1 to 315 and encodes 104 amino acids.